AUGCUGAACAACAGAAUCUUACAACAGUUGCAUAUGCUGCCGUUCAUCUUUGAAAUCACAACACAACAACUGUUUCAAACCGCGGUUUUGCAGAACCAUCUACGUUCACUGGGAACCGCAAACAACAAUCAAUCCUUGUGGAGAGACCGAUCCGUCAGCGCUAAUCGAAACUUUGAAGCGUUUAAGUUCUCCUUGCAGGACAGCGGUAUUUACAAUGAGAUCUACAUGGCGCCCGAUAUCUUCACCGCCAGUAAGAACUUUCCCGAUUUGGGUGGACGGAAUUUCAUGAAAGCUAAAAGUCGAUACCACUGUGAUGAGAAGUGUGAAAGAUCGUCCAAACUCGUUCGUUUCGUGAUGACGGGCGACGAUGCACAAGAGCCACCGAAAGAGUCGGAACGGACAUGGUGGGAUGAAGAGGAAUGGAAACGUGAGGAAAGGUCAAUUUUACCUCCCGACGCUUCAAGGCAUGAUCGACGCAAGGAACUGGAAAAGACUGUGCGUACUGCGCUUCGAGAACUCGACCGAAUGGAUCAGGACGAACUCGAAGGGUCCAGCGAUCCGCCGGAGCAGGAAGAAUUCGAUCAAUUCUUCACCAGCGAACUCCAUUCAGAGUCGAUUUUCUCCGCCAGGCUAAAACGACGAAGUUCUCCUCUGCCACUAACGACGGAGAACUCAGGAACAGCAAGGGAUAUUCUCGGUACAACAAUCGCUCUUGAAUGUCAUAACAAACGUAGCGACCUUCAAUCUGGGUGGGUUCGUGCAUCAUUCAGCAGUUUUUCCCGUCGGCUCAGCGCCUAA
Ostertagia ostertagi is the source of this 798-nucleotide messenger RNA. NCBI's taxonomy places the organism in Eukaryota, Metazoa, Nematoda, Chromadorea, Rhabditida, Trichostrongylidae. The record is from the annotation of a GenBank genome assembly.